Molecule: messenger RNA, 2311 nt
Organism: Carassius carassius (crucian carp)
Lineage: Eukaryota; Metazoa; Chordata; Actinopteri; Cypriniformes; Cyprinidae
Product: broad substrate specificity ATP-binding cassette transporter ABCG2-like
Exons: 16
Coding region: 83-2041 (652 amino acids)
Cellular component (GO): plasma membrane
Molecular function (GO): ATP binding; ATP hydrolysis activity; ABC-type transporter activity
Source: RefSeq, a predicted model, not a curated record
ACAAGCUCACACACUCGCACCUUCCAUUACACACACAUACUGUGGAUUAGCUCUGCUUCAGAUUCUGUUCGUCAGGGUUGUGAUGGCAGACACGGCUGUUCAGAUGACUGGAGAUCUAAACAACAAUGUGUCCAGAGCACCGGUGUCCACCAGAAUGUCCUUCCUAUCGCCCAGACGGGGAGCGACCAUGAGCUUCCACAACAUCAACUACAGCGUGAAGAUGAAGAGCGGCUUUAUGUUCAAGAGGAAGGUCACGCAGAAGAACAUCCUCAUCGAGCUCAAUGGUAUCAUGAAGCCAGGACUGAAUGCCAUAUUAGGACCCACCGGGAGCGGGAAAUCAUCGUUUCUGGACGUUCUGGCCGCUCGUAAGGAUCCUGCUGGUCUUUCUGGAGAGGUUCUUAUAGACGGAGCUCCACAGCCUCCAAACUUCAAAUGUCUGUCUGGAUACGUAGUGCAGGAUGACGUGGUAAUGGGAACACUGACCGUUCGUGAGAAUUUGCGUUUCUCAGCAGCUUUAAGGCUCCCGAAGUCAAUCCGUCAGCGAGAAAAAGAUGAGAAGAUUGAGAGACUCAUUCAGGAGCUGGGAUUGACCAAAGUGGCCGAUUCACGGGUGGGCACGCAGCUGAUUCGUGGUGUUUCAGGUGGAGAGAGGAAGAGGACAAGCAUCGGCAUGGAGCUGAUCUUUGAUCCACCAGUGCUUUUCCUGGAUGAGCCGACCACCGGCCUGGACGCCAGUACAGCCAACUCUGUCCUCAUGCUGCUCAAGAGAAUGGCGAACAGCAGUCGCACCAUCAUCCUUUCCAUCCAUCAGCCGCGGUACUCCAUCUACCGGCUGUUCGACAGCCUCACACUGCUAUUGGGAGGAAGACUGGUGUAUCACGGCCCGGCUCAAGAAGCCCUGGACUACUUCAGUCAGAUCGGAUACAUCUGUGAACCUCAUAACAAUCCUGCUGAUUUCUUCCUGGAUGUCAUCAAUGGAGAAUCCACCGCCGUCGCUCUCAACAAGUUAUACGACGAUGAGGAACUAGAUCAGGAGCAGCUGAGAUCAUCUCUGAAGGGCAUCGAGGACCGUUUGGUGGAAGAAUACAAGAACAGCGCCAGCAACAAACAGACCAAAAGCGAGCUGGAGCAAAUUGUUCAGGGACAGGACUACAGCAAACAACUCAAAUCCAGAACCAUCACCUACAGAACAUCCUUCUGCCACCAGUUCAACUGGGUUCUCAAAAGAACCUUCAAGGACCUCAUGCUGAACCCACAGACCUCAUUAGUUCAGAUCGGAGUGAUGAUUUUCAUGGCUCUGGUUGUUGGAGCCAUAUUUUUUGGAGUGAAGGAUAAUAUGAACGGCAUUCAGAACAGGAUGGGUGCACUCUUCUUCAUAACCUCAAAUCAGUGCUUCACUUCUAUGUCCUCAGCUGAACUGUUUAUCACAGAGAGGAAACUGUUUGUGCACGAGUACAUCAGCGGAUACUACAGAGUCUCGGUGUACUUCUUGUCUAAGGUCCUGUCUGACAUCCUGACUCUGCGCACCAUCCCGUCCAUCAUCUUCAGCUGUGUCGUGUACUGGAUGAUUGGUCUGAAGGCAACGGCCGAGGCGUUCUUCAUCUUCCUGUUCUCUAUCAUUCUGGUGUCUUACACAGCCACCUCCAUGACUCUAGCCAUCUCCGCUGAUCAGACGGUGGUGGGCAUCGCUACCACCGUCAUUAACAUGAUAUUUGUGUUCAUGAUGAUCUUCUCGGGGCUGCUGGUGAAUCUCCCCAGUGUUGCUGACUGGUUGAACUGGUUGAAGUAUCUCAGUAUUCCUCGCUAUGGUCUUGUUGCUGUGGAAAUCAAUGAGUUUAUUGGCCUCAGCCUGUGUGAUAUGAGGAACACAAGUGGCCUAGAAAUACAAGUCUGCACGACAGGUGAGGACUUUCUGAGUGAACAGGGCAUCGAUUACUCAACCUGGGGUUUGUGGCAGAAUCAUUUGGCUUUGGGAAUCAUGACCCUCAUCUUCUUCAUCAUCGCUUACCUCAAACUGCGCUUAAUCAAGAAAUUCACCUAAACACAGGCUCACACUCUUCCAAAUCUCAAAGUAAAUGUCUUAUCAAACAACAAAUACAGAGUUCUGGCAUGAAACUCUAGAUGGCGCAGUCCAAUAGGUCUAACUCAAUCUGACCUGAUGACAUCAUUAUCACAUGGCACAGCUGAUUGGUUCUCUCCUUUAUCGGUAGCCAAUGAACUCACUGCUCAACAUUCAAUAAAUGGCUAGUGCUUGCCGUAGCAAUUGCAGCUUCAGAAACCCUCCACCUUCCCCAGCUCCACCUGUAUAGAU